AUGAAACCCCAUAAACCCAUCAAUAUAUCAGUCCCAUAUUGGAUGAAAAUCAUAGGAUUCAGUCUCUUGUUCAGUAUCGUUAAAGCUGAAGAUAAGAUAGAUUGUAAAGCUAUUAAUCCAUUUGACGACCCUGAGAACGAUCCUUGUAAUCCAUUCAGAUAUAUACCUAAUAAAGCAGGUACCAUUAUCGUAGCUGAAUUUUUCACUCAUUCAGCUUUUCUGUUAACCCUAUGCUAUAUACAUCGCCCCAUCAAGUGGUUCUUGGUUCUGAUCAUUGGAUCAUGGACACACGCUCUUGGGUUAUGGUUGAGAUUGGGAAUAAGGAUUGAUCCACAUUCAAUUGGUUUUUUAGUAGUUGAAGAGGUUUUGGUGGUUCUUAGUCCCUGUGCAUAUUUGGCAGCAUUGUAUAUAUUGUUCGGAAAGAUCUCGCAGCAUUUAGAUGGUGGCAGGUAUUUGCGUCCUAUAAAACCUGGAAAAGUAGCUAAAAUAUUCGUUUGGUCAGAUGUCAUUACGUUUAUGUUACAAGGAAACGCUUCUGGAUUAUUACCUUCUAAAUCUUCAAUAGUGGCUAAAAUCGGAAGAUACCUGUUAUUAGUUGGAUUAAUACUUCAAUUAAUCAGUUUCAUGUUUUUCGUUUAUCUCGUAAUCGUAUUCUUUUAUCGAGUACGUAAAGAAGCUCCAACAAUUUAUCGAAUCAGAAGAUGGAAGAGGGUAUACGCAGCAUUGGUAUUUUCCUGUCUAACGUUAUUGGUCAGAUCAAUCUACAGGAUCGUGGAAUUCGCUGAACCUCAACCGGGAUAUCUAUAUACACACGAAAUAUUCUUCUUCUGCUUCGAUUGCUUACCCAUGUGGCUGACCACCUCAACCUACGUGUUCUAUUGGCCUGGGAGAUAUCUCAUUGAUGAAACGAAAGUCCGGCCCUCAAUCUUAGAUGGAGUAGGAAUCGACAAUUCAGUCACUCUGGAUCAUCUACAAAGUCAAGAUGACAGGAUGAGAUUACCUUCUGGGUCAGAGGAAGAUCAUUCCAUUGUGAACGAUAGAAGGGUCGCGAUUUGA
Kwoniella shivajii is the source of this 1056-nucleotide messenger RNA. RefSeq lists its product as uncharacterized. The record is from RefSeq and is a predicted model, not a curated record. The coding region runs from base 1 to 1056 and encodes 351 amino acids. The transcript is spliced from 7 exons. Gene Ontology annotation, cellular component: membrane. NCBI's taxonomy places the organism in Eukaryota, Fungi, Basidiomycota, Tremellomycetes, Tremellales, Cryptococcaceae.